GGCGCCGGAUCCGCAUCCACCAUCUCUCGGUGGGGGCCAUGGACUACUCGGCGAGCAGCAAGCGAGCGCUGGAGUGGGUCGUCCAAAACCUGCUCCGCCGGGGCGACACCGUCGUCGUCCUCCACGUCCAGCGCCACGGCGGGGAGGAGGCCAAGCACGUUGUCUGGGCCAAGUCCAGAUCCCCGCUCAUCCCUCUGUCCAAGUACCGGGAGCCGGAGGUGAUGAAGAACUAUGGUGUGACCUGCGAUGCCGAGGUGCUCGACACCACCGCGCGCCAGCGUCAACUGAAGGUGGUGGCCAAGGUGUACUGGGGCGACGCCAGGGAGAAGCUCUGCGACGCGGUAGAGGAGCAGAAGAUCGACACCAUCGUCAUAGGCAGCCGCGGCCUCGGCACCAUCCAGAGAUUUGUAGGUUGCAUGGUGACAAUUUCACCAUGAGAAUCGUCCGUCCGUCCGCGGGUGGUGAUUGGCAGGGAGAAGGUGGUGCUAGGGAUCUUGAAGACGGUGAAGAACCCGCGCAGCACCGUGCUCAACACCUCUGUGAUGGCGUGCACUGCUCUGUGUCCAUUCAUGCUUCGCAAAGGGGGAGCUAGAUGUAAGAUGUACGGCAACGGGAAUGGUGAGCUGGGACAACCAGGUCAAGUCCCUUCUCUACAUGUUGGUUUUGCUCCCUUGCUCAACAGUAAAUGACAUAUCACAUUUUCAGAACGUAUGAUGCAGCAAAAUUUGUGUGCUACCCUUUGUUUGUUAGUUGUUAUUUUGUGAUACACCUUUGCUCAAAUACCAAU
This is a messenger RNA of Triticum dicoccoides, 787 nucleotides long. Its product is annotated as universal stress protein PHOS32-like. NCBI's taxonomy places the organism in Eukaryota, Viridiplantae, Streptophyta, Magnoliopsida, Poales, Poaceae. The transcript is spliced from 5 exons. The record is from RefSeq and is a predicted model, not a curated record. The coding region runs from base 39 to 437 and encodes 132 amino acids.